CUCAAAUGGUUGUCAAGGUGAAUUGUUUGUUAAAUCGAUAGAUUUAGUUUAAGAACUAGUCAUGUCGUGCAUCUGUCUUGGUCCAAAGCGAGCUGGUAAGACGCACUUGCUCAAGGCUCUGCAGGAACCGGAUUCCAUAGACGAAACCACCUAUUCUAUGCCUACAAUUGGCACUGGCAUCUAUCGAAUUCACUUCCCGGAAAAGUCUGCAAAUAGCGACAAACAUCGACCGCCAACAGAUGUCGCUCCAAGCAUGCCCAAGCAUCUGCCCAAGUUCAUUCAAAUACUUGAAAUUGGCGGCAGCAUGGCGCCAUUGUGGCGACAAAGUCAAUAUUUUGAGGAUGUGAAGAAGCUCAUCUAUGUGGUGGAUGCCUCCAAUCUUUGCCAGAUAUCAGCAGCGGGCGUGCUCUUCUACUCGAUUCUCACGGAGCCGCGUCUGCAGAAGGUUAAGAUUCUGCUGGUGCUGACCAAGAUGGAUUAUUCCUAUCGCCAGAUGCGAAACGAGGCGCUGCUCAUGCUGCAAAUGGCCAAGUUACAAAAGCAAAUCCGUCAACAGGUGAACAUCGUGGAGGCCAGUGCAGUGACCAAAGUGGGACUGGAUGCCAUCUACGAUUGGCUGAAACGACCUUGAGAGGAUGGUGAUUAAAUUCAACU
Molecule: messenger RNA, 654 nt
Organism: Drosophila innubila
Lineage: Eukaryota; Metazoa; Arthropoda; Insecta; Diptera; Drosophilidae
Product: ADP-ribosylation factor 1-like 1
Exons: 2
Coding region: 62-631 (189 amino acids)
Molecular function (GO): GTPase activity; GTP binding
Source: RefSeq, a predicted model, not a curated record